CUGGCAGGCUUACUGGCAUAGGAAAGAAAACGUGUUAAAUGCUCCUCUUGUCGGUACCUCAACAAGGCCCGUUGCAACAGAUGUUUGGUUAAAAAUGUAAAGUUUUUCACGAAGCAUUACCAGCUGGAAACGUAAUUCUCACUACUACCGCUAUUAUGGAUCCGUAUGAAUGGAAUGAAGAGGAUGAUAAUUUUGAUUCAAUAUUAGAUUUCACCGAACUAGAAAAUGAAAUCAAUCAAAUAUGCGAUAAAGGUGAAUUAAAAGAAAUGAUUAGUUUACAAUUAAGUGAAAUUGAAAUGCUGCAAUCAAUGUAUUCAAAUCCUGGUGAAUUUUGUAUUGAUAAUUAUGGAAUAUUAGCUGAUAUGUAUGAUUUCUCUGAAGGUAAAUCUUCAGAAACACCACCACAAAUUGAUUUUCAAAUAAAUUUAUCAAUUGAUAAUUUAAAAUAUCAAAUCCAUGUAAAUUUUCCACAUGAAUAUCCAGCUUGUGAACCUGAUAUUUAUGUUCGAAACGAUAAAUUCACACGUGAUCAACAAUCAAAAUUAAAUACAGAUUUAGCAUAUUAUAUUGAUUCAUUAGAUCGUGGUGAAAUAUGUGUUGGAAGUGCCAUCUUUUGGUUACAAGAAAAUGCAUCGAAUUAUAUAACACAAACAGCGUCACUAGUGACAGAAAAAUCAACUAAAAAUACCUCAACAAAUGAAUUUUGUCGUUAUUGGAUUUAUUCUCAUCAUAUUUAUAGUAAAAUAAAACGACGUGAAAUGUUAGCGUUAGCUGGUGAUUAUUCGAUAACAGGUUUCGUACUACCUGGCCGACCUGGAAUAAUAUGUAUUGAAGGCACCUCACAAGAUGCCAGCGAUUGGUGGUUAAAAAUUAAAUCUAUGGCAUGGAAAAAAAUUAUUUGUAGAAAGUGUGAAAAGAUUCCUGUUAAGGAAGGUGAAGAUUUUAAUAAACUUAGAAAAUUUGAUAGUUUUAAGGAAAUUGCAUUUCAAUCACAAAAUUUAACAUCCAAACAUAUGGAUAUGGGAGAGUUGUACAAAUAUUUGGAAGAACACGAUUGUGCAUAUGCGUUUAAAGAAUAUUUUGGGCUAGAUGGAAAAAGUGCUUAAUAGAAAUUAAAUUUUUUUUGUACAAAUAUUUUCUGUUCCUUUUCUACUUUUGUAAAAUAUUUAAUACUGUUGGACUGUAAAUAAAAUUUUUAUAUUGAUAAUACUAUACAAAACCAUUGAUGAGGCGAAAAUAUAAUACAAAUUGUGCCAAUGAAUGAAGUUGGUAAUAGAGGAAAAAAUUUGUAAUUAUAUGACGGAAAAGCAUUCUAUGAAUGGUCGCAGAGUUUUCUUCAGUAUGCUUUCUUAUGCAUCAAUCAUGUUAGGAACGUGCAAUCUAAACGAUUUAUAUACGGCAGUGCAAAUCGGCGAUUACUAAGCGCUUUCUAAGUUUGAAUAAACUCAAUAAUUAUUUAAAAAUUAUAAAAUAAAUUUGUAUAAAUUGUACAUACAUAAUACAGAGUUAUUCAGUAAGAUGUUACCACUUAUUUAUAUUUUACUUCAUACUGAUGUCAGUAUAUGUUGCA
Chrysoperla carnea is the source of this 1570-nucleotide messenger RNA. RefSeq names its product RWD domain-containing protein 2A. NCBI's taxonomy places the organism in Eukaryota, Metazoa, Arthropoda, Insecta, Neuroptera, Chrysopidae. The coding region runs from base 156 to 1106 and encodes 316 amino acids. The transcript has 2 exons. Gene Ontology annotation, molecular function: protein binding. The record is from RefSeq and is a predicted model, not a curated record.